GGCACCGACUACCUUACGGCCACAGUUCCGGUCAGCCACCUCCACAAUGGAGGCGCGGAACAUGGCCCAUUCGGACUCGAUGUCCCCCGCCUCCCCCGGACAUCCAAUGAUAUCAGCCAACAUAAGAGCAAGGAGAAACCAUCAGACAUGGAAAGUGUUCCACAUAUAUUCAGAGUGACUUGGCUUAGCAGUGACCAACCAAGCAAGUCCAUCACUACAGAAGCAAACCAGGUGGUGCUUCCUGAUUUGAGACCUGGGACGGAGUACAAGGUCACUGUGUGCACUGUCUUAGAGGACAGUGAUCAGGAGAGUGAUCCAGCGUGCAUAACAUUUCGCACAAAACUCCCCCAACCACAGGAUCUUACGAUCGACAACGUGACUCCUGACUCUGUGACUCUGAGCUGGCAGAUACCAGUGGAGAUGCUGGGCCACCCAGAGCAGUAUAUGGUUACCUGGGACUUCAAAGGGAUGAAGAAACACCUCAACGUGAAAGACAGGAAUGUGACCAUAGAGAACCUGUCUCCGGGCAGAGAGUAUGUAUUCAGUGUGGUCACUAUUGGGACCGAUGACAGCCAAAGCGAGUGUGCGUUUGCUCGUGUGUGUACAGAACCAUCUCCACCUGUGAGCUUAAAGGCAGAGGAAGUGAGGAGCACUUCAGUGACACUUUGCUGGCAGAGGCCGGCCGGCAUGGAAGACCUCAGCUAUCAGUACAUCGUCACCUACGGUUGCAAUGGAGAGCAGCAAAAAUCAGUGGAACUGGAAUCCAGUGCUGACACAGUCACUCUGUGGGAUCUGAAACCUGGAACAGAGUACAGCUUUAUCAUUGGUACAGUGCUUCAGACUGGAAGCCGAAGCAGAGAAAAGUCAAUAUGCGUGUCCACAAAACCUUCCACACCACAAAGUUUGAUUGUCUACUCUAUGGAUCUAACUUCUGUCAUCGUUGGAUGGAAGAAACCAUCAGACGUGGCAGGUGUUCCACAUAAAUUUCGCGUGACUUGGUUGAGCACUGGCCAACCAAGCAAGUCCAUCACCACAGUGGAGAACCAUGCAGUGCUGUCUGACCUGAGACCAGGAAGGAAGUACAAGAUCACUGUGUGCACUGUAUUAGAAGACAGUGAACUGGAGAGUGAUCCAGCCUGCACAACAUUCUGCACAAAACUCCCCCAACCACAAGAUCUUACGAUCGACAAGGUGACACCCAACUCUGGAACUCUGAGCUGGCAGAUACCAAUGGAGAUGUUGGACCAGGCAGAGCUGGUUACCUGUGACUUCAAAUGGCUGAAGAAACACCUUAAGAUGAAAGACAGGAGUGAGACCACAGAGAACCUGUCUCCGGGCAGAAAGCAUGUGUUCAGUGUGGUCACAACUGGGAACGAUGACAGCCAAAGCGAGUGUGCGUUUGCUCGUGUGUGUACAGGUGAGAAGAUGUGCUUUGCCUUUCAGAGCUCUGGGUUUAAAUGAUGGGUAUAUUAACUUGUGUUUCCAUCUUGUGUCCCUUUGGAGAGUAACAUGACAUGCACUGUUACUGAUCUCUUUCCAUAUAAGUGAGAGCAUCCACUUUAGGACAGAGAUACUGAAAAAACCCUCUGAGACUCCUUCCCAAGUGCUGUAGCUGUUCACUCCGAUGGCAUGCAAGUCCAGAGACUUAUUAGCCAAACCUGU
This is a messenger RNA of Paramormyrops kingsleyae, 1662 nucleotides long. The record is from RefSeq and is a predicted model, not a curated record. Lineage: Eukaryota; Metazoa; Chordata; Actinopteri; Osteoglossiformes; Mormyridae.